AUGCCGAAAUAUCCCGAGGAGCCGAGAAACGUGUGUGUCCCGCCUCCAGGCCGGUGGGUUUGGAAUGAUGAAGCUCGAACUGUGGAGUUUUCCAGCUCUGGUCCAGCAGAGGAGGGUAUUUUGAGGACGAGGAGGCACACCGAUGUCAGUUUCAACGAGCUUCAGCAGCGGUCAGAGUGGUUGGCUGAGAUAUGCACGUCGAACCAUAGAGGGCGCCAAAGCACUAGAAAAAGCCUGAGCCCUGCUCAUCUGAACGCAUACAGGUCCUCGGUGAUGAAGAGGCCAGGUGACAGCAUCACCACCGAUGACGUUAAACAGGUGGCUGUCAGUCUGCUGCAGGAGAAUUAUUCGCUUCCCAUACCGUUCUGCUUCUUGGCUUUGCUGAAGAGUAAAGAGCUUGAUGAAGUCCUGACCGCCCUUCUCCUUUACCUGUCUUGUUUCUUUGAACACAAGUCUCUGGAGAAUAAACCAAAGCUUUUAAUGGUUGUAGACAUCAUCACAGAGCACCGGAUGAUGGCGGAGGCUUUGGCCAAAAAGGAGAUAGCUCAAAAGAAGCUGGCUGUCUGCUACUUCAGCCUCAUCAUGGACCUGAAGAUAGAACAGCACCAACACACAUAUCAUAAGGGUCGGAUGUCAUCAAACAGUACAGAAUGGCUGCUGCAUGCGUGCUUGUACAGCUUCUUCUGCUAUGUGGCCUGGGUGACGUUUGAGAGGAAGGACCUGCGGGACAUCCAAGAGGAGGUGGGUCGCCUUUUGUACUCCGACACCUUCAACACGGCAUUGAGGAGCAGGACUGAUGGGGACUCAGGAAUGACCUUCGCUACCGUUAAUGGUUCAGUGAUGACGGGAGAAGCCGACCCCAAGGAGACGGGAUGUAACGGCACCUUCAGGCACAGAGCGUCCCAGAAGCGCCCGUCCCUCAGCAGUAUAGUUAAUCAGCGAUCCCCACUGAUGGUGUCUCUGCUGCCCUCGCCCAAAGAACGGUCACCCCAUCUGUUCCGCGGCGGCCGGGCCAGGAGACAGAGCCCGCUGCAGGCCGAGCUCUGCGACACCGAGGCCCUGAUGGAGGAGCUCAACCAACAGCUGGCCAGUGUCAGCUUUGGGAUUCUUGGCAAGCCAUUGAGACAGUUCUGCCGCAGUACUCUGAUACCCUAUGGAGAACAGAAAAGCAACAGAGAAGAUGAUGACGACCGUGAACCAGGGAGCGAUGUUAAGAACAACAGUGAGGGUCAUCCUGGCUUCUGUGGUUGA
Molecule: messenger RNA, 1251 nt
Organism: Chelmon rostratus (copperband butterflyfish)
Lineage: Eukaryota; Metazoa; Chordata; Actinopteri; Chaetodontiformes; Chaetodontidae
Product: protein phosphatase 1 regulatory subunit 36
Exons: 11
Coding region: 1-1251 (416 amino acids)
Biological process (GO): negative regulation of phosphatase activity
Molecular function (GO): phosphatase binding
Source: RefSeq, a predicted model, not a curated record